GGAGAAUCAUUUGCCACACGCAUGCGCAGAUUGAUUGUAAAGCGGGCCUUGAAUCAUGUCAAGACACGGUCGAAACGGAGGAGACUCUAAGAUUUAUGUCGGUAACCUGGGCACUGGUGCAGGGAAAGGAGAGCUAGAGCGGGCGUUCGGGUAUUACGGACCUUUAAGAACCGUGUGGAUUGCUAGGAACCCCCCGGGCUUUGCCUUUGUGGAGUUUGAAGACACCCGGGAUGCAGAAGAUGCGGUCCGAGGCCUUGACGGCAAGUUGAUUUCUGGAUCUCGAGUACGAGUUGAAUUAUCUACAGGGAUGCCGCGGCGAUCUCGAUACGAGCGUGCGCCCACCAACCGGCCCUUUGACUCCAACGACAAGUGCUAUGAGUGUGGUGAGCGGGGGCACUAUGCCUACGACUGCCACCGCUACGGUCGACGAAGGAGGACCAGGUCCCGGUCUCACUCCAGGUCCGGUGGGAGGAGGUACUCUCGCUCUCGCAGCCGGGGCCGUGGCAGGAGAUCAAGAUCCUUCUCUCCACGCCGCUCUCGUUCUCCUAGAAGAUCUAGAGCCCUUACCCCCAAGAGAUCAAGAUCUCGAUCAAAGUCCAGAUCAAGGUCUAGGUCACAUUCUCAUGCAAAGACCAGGUCUGGUUCUGUGGGCAGAUCCAAGUCUGGUUCCCCCACGAGGAGGUAUGCAGAGGUCUUGAGUCUGAGCCCAAUUUUCUUUCCACCAUUCUCUUCUCUAAACGAUCUGUGGAACAGUUUGACAAUGCAUGAUAAGCAGCAAAACGAGACAAUGCAAAUGUCCAUGCAAUCGUUAUGCAUGGUUACAGUUAACGGUGUAGAUGCAUGAUGGUUCGUUAAGUCAGGCUACUAAAGCAUUACAAGUGAAAGGUAGACUGCAAUAAAUCAACAACAAUUACAUUCACAUUUUUAAUUCGAUAUGUGAAAUAUGUAUUAAAGGUUAUUUGAAUUGUAUUCUUUAAAUUCACCCAAGUAAUACAUUUUGCAUGACAAACUUUCAUUUAAUGCAUGGUCUUUAAAUACUUUGCUUGCUACAAAUUGCCACUGUCAAAGUCUUGUAAGAAUGAGCUCUAAAAUGAAAAUUCUAAUUUAAA
Oncorhynchus gorbuscha (pink salmon) is the source of this 1109-nucleotide messenger RNA. Its product is annotated as serine/arginine-rich splicing factor 7-like. The transcript has 7 exons. Gene Ontology annotation, biological process: mRNA splicing, via spliceosome. Gene Ontology annotation, cellular component: nuclear speck. The coding region runs from base 56 to 844 and encodes 262 amino acids. The record is from RefSeq and is a predicted model, not a curated record. NCBI's taxonomy places the organism in Eukaryota, Metazoa, Chordata, Actinopteri, Salmoniformes, Salmonidae. Gene Ontology annotation, molecular function: RNA binding; zinc ion binding.